This is a messenger RNA of Emys orbicularis (European pond turtle), 1345 nucleotides long. It is a transcript of the gene CUEDC2, whose product is annotated as CUE domain containing 2. Gene Ontology annotation, molecular function: ubiquitin binding. NCBI's taxonomy places the organism in Eukaryota, Metazoa, Chordata, Testudines, Emydidae. The coding region runs from base 72 to 929 and encodes 285 amino acids. The transcript is spliced from 9 exons. The record is from RefSeq and is a predicted model, not a curated record.
GGACCCGGCCCGGAGGCAGCGCGAGGCCGCGGCGGGGACGCGCAGGAGGCCAGAAACCCAUUUAAAGAGACAUGGAUCUUGAAAGAAUCAUUCGAGACUCUCUGAUGUGCUUCAUCCAGUCCCACAUUCCUGAUGCCGAUCUCAGUGGGAUGGAUGAAGUCGUCUUCUCCUAUAUCGCUAGUGUUCUGGAAGAACUAGGCUCACCAGAGUCGUCCGAGGAGAACUUUGAUAUGGACACCUUUGUGGAAAUGAUGGAGGCGUAUAUCCCUGGCUUUGCAGAAAUCAACAGCAGGAACAUUUGUGAAAUGAUGUUUGCCCUCUCGGAAAGGCUCAGCGAAGCUCGCAACAAAGGAAAGGUUUGCCAAAAGGCUGUGGAGAGUGUGAGCAGAGCCCCCGCUGAAGAGCUGAACCAGAGCGAUGAGCAGGGGGCAGGAGCUUCUGAUGAGAGGAGGCUGCAUAUACCAGCAGAGGGAGCUGUAGCUCAGGGAGCAGAAGGUGACCUGAAGGAUGGGGUGGAGCUGCUCCUGGAGAUGUUCCCAGCCUGCACCCUCAGCCAGGCUCAGAAGGCACUGGCCAUGGUGCUGGGAAACCUGGAAGAGGCGGUGCAGUUACUGGUGGAGGAGAAGGUGGAACCUGGCCCAGUGGGCGCUAAUGUGAAGGAGACAGCAAGGCCCCGCCGAGCACCCAAACAAGAGGACCUCAAACGAUUUAUCUUACAGAAAUACAUGAUGGUGGACAGCGAGGAGGACCAGAAAACACACAGGCCGGUGCCACCAAAGGAGGCUCCCAAGAAACUGAUCCGCUACAUUGACAACCAGGUGGUGAGUACAAAGGGAGAAAAGUACAAAGACAUUAAGAAGCCAGAGAGUGAGGAGAUGAAGAGAACUUACAUCAGCCUCAAGCCAGCCAAGAAAUACAAAUUCCACUGACUGACGUUCCCUGCAAGGCAUCGUCCUCUACCCUGCUGCCCGAGGCAUGGAGGGACAGCCCUGGGGCAGGAAGGGUGAGAGGGGCCUUCUACACUCCUCUAACUGGAACUAACCUACCACUGGGAGCCAGCAUGCUGCUGUCAGCCUCUAAUUAUAGCAUGAUGCCACGGAGGAGCCUGUUCAGCAACGCUGUUUGUGUAACCCUCCAAAUUGUCCCUCCGCAGCUAGGAGCCAGCUGUCACUAUGGCAAAUUUGACCAACCCGGCUGCUGUGUGUCCUGGACCUCUCUGCCAUUCCUUGCAUGGGGAUUUUUUAUAGCUAAUGUGUGGCUAGUGCAGUUGACAGCCAUCUUUUUAAAUGUGUGUGCAAUGGUGUUGAUUGUGACUGUUAGUAAAGAUGGUGUGAAUCAGUGUGGA